This is a messenger RNA of Lasiodiplodia theobromae, 1170 nucleotides long. RefSeq names its product Thermatolerance membrane protein. The record is from RefSeq and is a predicted model, not a curated record. The transcript has 2 exons. The coding region runs from base 1 to 1170 and encodes 389 amino acids. NCBI's taxonomy places the organism in Eukaryota, Fungi, Ascomycota, Dothideomycetes, Botryosphaeriales, Botryosphaeriaceae.
AUGCGCAUACCCUUUUUUCGCAUAUGGUAUUCAACUACCUACUCCAUCCUCUUCCUGCUGCUCGUCAUCCUCCUUGCUGCAACUCCCGGCGAUCUCGUCUACCAAGCUGUGCGCAAUCGCGGAUACCCGAAUGCCUUCGUCGUCGGCGCCGUCUACGUCCUGACCCUCGUCAUCACCGUCUGCGUCUACGCCACCCGCCUCUACACGAAUCGCACCGUCCUCCUCGGCAUCCCCAAGUCGUACAUACCCAUCGAGCAGGGCGAAGUUGGCAAACAUGUGCGGCGCAUGAUCGUGAAGGGGUUUGAGCGCAGUGCGCUGAUAGCAUGGGAUUCGCGGCCUCGAGACCUGCGGCCCGAGCUGCAAGAAGAGCGGGAAGGGAGCACUGCGCCGUCUCGCGAGCGCAGUCUGAGGAAGAAGGACCGGUCUCGCGACGUCACGGCUAUCCCCGUUGACCCCAACUCGCCUCCUUGGGGACACAUUUCGCACCCGGGCUGGGCGUCGCCUGUGAUGGAUGGCGUACCCAACUUGCAGUUCUGCAACGUCAUUGCCGAAUUGCCCAAUCUUAUUGAGGCGAAAGCCGUAUCUCUGGCUCCCGCGGAUCCCGCCUUUGCAUUCCACAUGUCGCUGGACGGCGUGCCGGUAAUGCCGGAUGCGCGCAUCGUCGCUUUGCUGCAGCGACCCUCCACCAUGGGCUUGCGCGACUAUCUGGGCCACCUCUCAACUUUUGGUCUCAUCAAUCCGCCAGAGCUAGGGACCGCAUUCCUCAAGCGCUACGAACACGCGCGUUUCUCCACACAGGCCAUCUCGGAAGGCCAGUUUCAGGAACUUAUGGAAAUGUUCGCCGAAAUUCUCACCGGCAUGACGGAGCUCGCACCCGAGCUUGUAAUUGAGCUUCAGCGCGACGCGUACAGUUCAAGCUCUGAAACGGCGAGCCUCGCGCCAGUCCUUGUAUACGCGAAGCACAACCUCAACCGCAGAACUCAGCGAAAGCAAUGGUACCCUACGUACUGCGCCAUCUCACUUCUACGAUUACAGUUCGGAGCACGUGCGCCUGCCACGGACGCCCUCGAUUGCAUCCAGAAAUUCGUCGGUGCGAACGCCAGUGCAACCGAGGACUGCAUCAUCUGUCAUCCCGCCAUCGACAUCGAGUUCCUCAACUGCGUCGCUUAG